ACCGACCAUGGUGCCAAAUGGGGGGCCAAUGAUUUUACCCCCUUUCACAAGCUAACUGUUCCAUCUUACCGUUCCCUGUCUGAUUUCCAGGUAGUAACUAUCUUUUCAUCCGCCAUUAACGCGCCCAUCAUCAUCCUCCGAUGUCACAGCCGGAGCUCAUUUUCUAUCCGACCGCCGUGGUUUUGUCUCCUUGAAUUGAUCUUACGCGCCGAUUUUGCUGAUGAUAAGCUCACAUCAUCCAUAUGCAUCGAUCCCAAACAGGAAAAAAGAGUUGAAGAUCAGUUUCAAAAAAACAUGGUUUUAGAAAAAGCUUCCACUUCCAGCUUAUGCUUUGAUUGCAACAUAUGUCUAGAAUCUGCCCACGAUCCGGUGGUCACACUUUGUGGCCACUUGUACUGCUGGCCUUGCAUUUACAAGUGGCUCCAUGUACAGGGCCCGACCCCGGAUUCAGAAGACCAUCCCCAGUGCCCUGUUUGUAAGGCUCACAUCUCAAAAUCUACGCUGGUCCCACUCUAUGGCCGCGGUUGUUCAUCAUCAUCAUCAUCCGACACCGAAUCCAAUAAACAUGGAACGGAAUCCUCCAUUCCUCAAAGGCCACCUGCUAUUGGCACGAAUAUGCCACUGCCAAACGCAGCACAUCCACGGGAGCAACCUCAAUCACCGCCCCCUUUCCAUGCUUUUGGCAGCUUCGGGCCUUCUGUGGAGGUUGCUGGCAUCUUCAGCCCAAAUGUGGGGAUGUUUGGGGAAAUGAUCUUUGCAAGAAUGCUUGGUUGCACCGACACGACCGUGUUUGCUUAUCCAAGUGCAUCUGCAUUUGCCGCCACCGGAGGUGGUGGUAGCCCCAGAGUGAGAAGGCAAGAAAUGCAAGUGGAGAAGUCUCUUAACAGGUUAUCCAUCUUUCUAUUGUGCUGCUUAAUCUUGUGCCUUCUUUUGUUCUAAUAACUAAGUUCCUAAUUUUCUUUCAUUUGUAUGAAGUAUAAGCAAAAAGGGCUUCUCCUACUAUGAUUCAUGCCAAAUCGGUCAAAGGUUCUAUCUUUUCUCCGCCUAGAUUCUUAAUCAUCAUCAUCGUCGCCCAUUUUUUCCCAAUUUCAAUCCGAAAUCUGCAUCGUCCCCUUUCUUUAUUGCUGGGUUUCCUCCGGCGGACCAUAUUCAUCGCCCGUAUUCCUUUUUUUUGUUAUGCGUGCCCGCGAGUUUUGACGGUGGAUUGCGUGAGAAGUUAGAUUCUGGGCAUUCAACAAUUGGGUUUUUGAAUCUUUAAUUUUGAAUCUUGUUUCGUUAAUGGCGAUGGUCUGAUUCAUUGGGCUAUUGUUGUUGGGAUUUCUUGUCUAGCUGAUAAGGGUUUCUGGGCAUGCCUUGUUUUUUCGGAUUGAUUGGUUUGGCUGGCUAGAUUUUGAUUGGAUUUGUCUGAUGGCGAUGAAUUGUGGCGGGGAGAGCUUGUGUAGUGGGAUAGAGAUUGAGAGUAGGGGUUUCAUGGAAGAUUGCCCGGACAGGAAUCUUGAUUGUUUAGGCAAAUCCUGGGGAUUUGAUUGUGGGAAGGGGAAGUUAACAGACGAUGUUGCUGAUUUGCUGCCUCGCGAUCCGUUUGGUAUGGAUAUUAACACAACCAUGACCGAACUCUCUGGCAUCACCGGUUGGAUUGA
Molecule: messenger RNA, 1640 nt
Organism: Cuscuta campestris
Lineage: Eukaryota; Viridiplantae; Streptophyta; Magnoliopsida; Solanales; Convolvulaceae
Source: the annotation of a GenBank genome assembly